This is a messenger RNA of Linum trigynum, 738 nucleotides long. Lineage: Eukaryota; Viridiplantae; Streptophyta; Magnoliopsida; Malpighiales; Linaceae. The record is from the annotation of a GenBank genome assembly.
UCCUCAUUAACUUCUCUCUAGCUAGCUUAUCUAUCUAGUAAUGGAGGUUUUAGCAGGAGAAGUCCUGAGCGAAGAUCAAGUCUUCGAGUUCCAAGAAGCAUUUUGCUUGCUCGACAAGGAUGGCGACGGUAGGAUUACGAUCCAAGAACUGGGAACGUCAAUCCGGUCGUUGGGACUGCAUCCGUCGGAAGGAGAGCUGAAGGAGAUGAUAAGGCAAGUGGACGUGGAAGGGAAAGGGAGCAUUGAGUUUGGGGAGUUCUUGGGAUUAAUGGCGACCAAGAUGAAGGAGAACGAAGCCGACCAGCAACUCAGGGAAGCUUUCAGAGUGUUUGAUAAAGACCAGGAUGGCUUCAUUUCACCAAACGAGCUGAGGCACGUUAUGACGAACGUAGGGGAGAGAGUGACAGAUGAAGAGCUUGAACAAAUGGUCAAGGUAGCAGAUUUGGAUGGGGAUGGCCGGAUUAAUUAUGAAGAAUUCGUCAAAAUGAUGCUUCCUUCCUUCUGAUAAUAUACAUAUAAAAAGCUAGCUAUAGUGUAAGAGUAAUAUCAUUAUCAUGUAUUUCUAUUGCACUACACAAAUGGGAUCUAAAUAUCCAAAAAAUUUAAUGAUCUAUGUUUAUGUACAAAAAUCUUAUUGUACAAUUUUUCCAUUUCAAAAAUAUUAUAGCACUUGUAUCAUAACUAGGUUAUCCAUUAGAUCACUCAUAUUAUUAUCCGAGAUAAAGAUAGAAGCAAACG